AUGGCUCAAUUAGCAACUCCUUUCUCCUGGGCUCAAAGAAGAGACAGAAUUUUCAUUUCUAUUAAUUUAAGAGAUAUCACUGAAGAAAAGAUUGACCUCCAACCUACUUCCCUUUCUUUUGAUUGCACUUCUGAUAAAAAGCAAUACCACGGCGUCGUAAACUUCUAUGACGAAAUUGAUGUCGAAAGUUCCAAGAAGACUAUCUUAGGUUUUGGUGCAAGAAUUGUAUUAUUUAAAAAGAAUACUGAAGCUCCUUACUGGCCUCGUUUGACCAAAGAAGGUGGCAAGCAUAACAACAUCACUUUUGAUUGGGAAAGAUAUAUUGAUUCUGAUGAAGAAGGUGAAGAUGGAGAUAAGGGAUUAGGCCAAGAUUGGGAUCCUUCUUAAAUGUAACACUUCGGAGGUCCUGGCGGCGAAGAAGACUCUGAUGAUGACGAAGAAGGUGCUGGCCAAAACGUCAAUGAUCUUGAUGAUGAAGAAGAAAUUGAUGCUAAAAAGGAAGAAGAUAAUGCCGAUUAAAACGAUGAAAAGAAGGAAUGA
Tetrahymena thermophila SB210 is the source of this 540-nucleotide messenger RNA. Its product is annotated as CS domain protein. NCBI's taxonomy places the organism in Eukaryota, Ciliophora, Oligohymenophorea, Hymenostomatida, Tetrahymenidae. Gene Ontology annotation, cellular component: nucleus; cytosol. Gene Ontology annotation, biological process: protein folding; chaperone-mediated protein complex assembly. The transcript is spliced from 4 exons. The record is from RefSeq and is a predicted model, not a curated record. Gene Ontology annotation, molecular function: protein-folding chaperone binding; Hsp90 protein binding.